Messenger RNA from Colletotrichum tamarilloi, 363 nucleotides. RefSeq lists its product as uncharacterized. The transcript has a single exon. Bases 1 to 363 code for a protein of 120 amino acids. The record is from RefSeq and is a predicted model, not a curated record. NCBI's taxonomy places the organism in Eukaryota, Fungi, Ascomycota, Sordariomycetes, Glomerellales, Glomerellaceae.
AUGGAAGGGAGGAAUCAUAUGUUGAAGACUUCCGCGGUUUUGUUGAUCUUCCUUUUCACGUCGAAGGCGGUGUGUUCUCCAGAGCUGGCCGGAGACUGUCGGGCGUCUUUUGUGGAUGCUUCAUUACUGAAUACACAGGUGAUAGCGGUCAGAAACGAACGAUGUCUCCUCGGAAUUUCCCUUGGCGAAAGAUUCUGGCGGCGGGGUCGAUGGGAUGGUGAUACUGCAAGUCAUCUUGAGCCAUCCAACAGAGGGAUCGACUGUCGGUCUGUGAAUUUCGAACCCACACAGUUGUCGGAUAUCUCAACGAGCUUGAGUCUGCUGAAGAGGAGGUACAAGUCUCUGCGUGGGGAGCGAACUUAA